Zasmidium cellare ATCC 36951 is the source of this 2736-nucleotide messenger RNA. RefSeq lists its product as uncharacterized. Gene Ontology annotation, biological process: protein autophosphorylation; phosphorelay signal transduction system. Lineage: Eukaryota; Fungi; Ascomycota; Dothideomycetes; Mycosphaerellales; Mycosphaerellaceae. The transcript has a single exon. Gene Ontology annotation, molecular function: phosphorelay sensor kinase activity; histidine phosphotransfer kinase activity. The record is from RefSeq and is a predicted model, not a curated record. Bases 1 to 2736 code for a protein of 911 amino acids.
AUGAGUGACAGCAACAGUGAGAAGGUAGCAAUGGAGAGGAGGACAAUCUGUUUCCCGCAUCAUGGCACCCAAGGAAUUCUCCAGCAUGGAGACAAGGGCUUCAAGGACGAGAUCGACCGACUUUACGUGCCGGCGGAAAACAAUGCUAUGGAACAACUUCUCGAGUUGAAGACGAGAUUACGAACUCUUCCAACCGAAGAAUUCUGGGGAGCAGUGACUGAAGGCAUCUCGAGGAUACUGGGGGCCGAGAUCUGCUUUGUUAUGAAGAGAGUCUUGGUAGACGACCAGAAUUCAGCGGUCGAGAUGCCACCCAUUGGAGAGCCUGGAUCCUGCAUCAUGGCUUCAGCCCUUCAUUACUGCGCAAAUGAUGGCACAAGAAACACACAUAACAUGACCAAAUUCCAUGCAUACGGCUGUCCAUGCGCAUACAUGCGCCACGACAAAGUCUUUGUGAUUCCAGAUCGUCUUGGCAAGUUCAUCACCAACAACCCGAACAAACUACCGACACCCUGCGAAGCAUAUAUGGCCGUUCCACUGUUUGAAGAGGGCAAGUGCUUCGCACACUUUGGCGCCAUGUGGUCGGUGGAGGGUGCUGCUCAGAGGAAGCUGUCAUGGGCAUUCAACGAGAUGAUCCUACACUCACUGGAGGACAUGAUUGCCCAGCGAUUCGUCGAAGGCACCGACUUCAUUCGAUCUUCGACACGAUCAUCUCAGGACGCCAAGUCCAAGGUCAUUCCUCACGAUGCCGUUACGAUUGCACAGUCCCUACGACCUUACGCCGGCAGUCUGUCCCACGAAUUGAGGACACCCAUGCAAGGCAUCGUCGGUAUGCUCGAUGUCAUGUACGCUACAGUUCAAGAAGCCGUCGAGACGCAAAAUGAUCCAAGGAUAAAGAGAGUGUUUGAGCAACUCAAGGAGAAUAUCGAGAUUGUUCAAGAUAGCUCUCGACGAGCGGUUGAAGCCGCCGACAAUGUCGUGCACGCCUAUGACAUGGACAUGAGCAUACCAGAAGUACCACAAGCAUUACUGGACGAGCCCAACGACUCACCAUUCUCCGCCACAGUUGAUCGACGGCCCGAAAUCCUGGUCGCUGGCAACAACUUACCAAUCAACCGACCGAACAAGCGUCGACGUGAGGAGGCAGGCUCAAGAAGUGGCAGCGAUGUCAGUUUACAUAAGUUUCCACGACUUGCACGAGCGCCAUCGUCCUGCCAACGCUGCUCAGAGCAGGACAUCCAGCAAGGCGUGCGGGAGGCCGAGAAAAUCUCCGCGCAGUCCCAGGUUGGCGCUGUCGUGGCAGAUGCGCCGGGUGCGGAGCUUGCAGCCAGCACGAUGAUUGACGCUGGUCGUGUCAUUGCCCCUGGACUUCGACAUGCCAGUUUCCGCGAGCUCAUACAAGGCGUUAUGAGUGAGUGUCUGAAAGUUGGAGGACGACCAGACUACGCCACAACUCAAGAAACCGACUUUGGAGAAGUCAUGGAAGUAAGGACGAGGGGCUCUGACGGCACCAUCGGUCAAAAGAUGAUCGAGUGGAGUAUCGAUCCAUCUGUACCGCGGACCAUGUUCAUCGACGAAAAGGAUCUCUGCAAGCUGAUCUCCUGCGUCCUGUUGAACGCCCUCAAGUUCACGGACAAGUUCGACGGACGGAUCUACGUGCAUGCCAAGAUGAGCCACCGAAACCGCUACAUUUCUAUCAAAAUAUCGGACAACGGACCUGGAAUACCUGCGGCGUUCUUGCCAAAGCUUUUCAAGCCAUUUUCUCAAGAGAACGGAUCCAUCACCAGACCAAGCGAGGGCCUCGGACUUGGACUGAUGGUCGGCAAAGGCAUUGCAAGGAAGUUGGGUGGCGAUUUGAUCUGCACGCGGGCAGAGACGAUGGGACCAAACCACGGCACAGAGUUCGAGAUCAAAGUGCCAGUCCAGGCUGGAGAGACGAUCAGCAGGCCUGCGUCUCCGUUUAGUUCCCCUAUGCCUCGCAAGGCGACCAUCGUAGCGACCAAUUCGCCACAAAUCAGACCGCCACCGGCACCGGCAGCAGUAUCGGACAGCCCACGUCAUUUCUCUCAGGCAUUACACGAGGUUGUCAGCGAGAACCCAUUCGCAGCUCGGAUGCCUCUGCCUAAGGUUAUGAUACCUUCCACGCCACCAUCACCCAAAUCCCAAUGUCUGAACUCGGGUCCUGACACAGAUGGCGAGUCGUCGAGUCCGCCUGCACCAUCGCUUCCAUCGCCACCAAUUGAAGCAGCCAAGCCCCGUCCUCGUGUGCGCAAAUCGGUGUCAAAUCCGGAGAUCGAUCGUGAUCUGGCCAAAAAAUGUCCGCUGACGUUCCUGGUCGCCGAAGACAACAAGAUCAAUCGCAAGCUACUCGUGAGCAUGCUCAGCAAGUUCGGCUACAAGAACGUACUGGAAGCGCACGAUGGCGCAGAGGCGGUCAGACAGAUGGCAGCGCAACGAGCUCAUCCAGAACAAGUUGACGUUGUUCUCAUGGACCUCUGGAUGCCCCUGAUGGAUGGCUAUGAAGCUACUGAGCGCAUUCUCGGCUCUUACAAGGAUGCGACAAACGGAUCGCACAAGCCCACAGUCCUCGCCGUCACAGCCGACGUGACCGACGGAGCACUUGAACGUGCCGCAGAAGUCGGCAUGAGAGGCUUCAUGACCAAACCCUACAAGAUGCUGGACUUGCAGCGGCUCAUCACCGAAUACUGUGCAAGCCACAAGGCCACUGCCGUUGUUUGA